UGGGUCAGCAGCGCGCUGCCUCUCCCCCCCAUGAGUUGCGGACCUCCUUUUUUACGGCGUGCGGACAGGCGGACCGGACAGACGCCCCGGCGACUCCCCCGCCUGCGGCGUCUUCUGACGUUUCCAGAAACUGGGAUCCGCUGAAGGGAUUCAAAAGGAGGCAGCAACGAUCAUCUGACCGCGGAUGUCGAGGAUGACCGGCUGAAUUGAUCAGACCGGACAGAUCCUCACUGAAAGUCUCUGUAAUUGCGGCGGUGGCUUAAGUAGCCGAAGUCGAAGGCCCAAGUACCGAAUGUACGGCCCGGACGGCUGAAGCUGUCCGUAGGCGUUCGUGUUUGUCUGUCUCUGGGACUGCGAAUGAGUCCGGGGUCGAUAAGUCCACCUCCCCCGGAGUCAGCUGGGAAAGGCUUCAUCUUCCCUGUGACCGCAAACGGGAUAAGCAGAAUCAAAAAGGGUCGGCGCAACAUCGGCGCGAGCGGAGCCGCUCCGUUGGUUUCCUCCGCGAUGGACGACGGCGACGCCGACGCUCAGGCCAGCCAGGAACAGCUCAUCUACGCCAUCACGGUCCCGCUGUCCGCCUCCAUCAUCCUGGCCAACCUGGUCAUCAUCUUGGGCAUCUUGUGCAACCGCGAGCUCCACAACACGCCCAACUACUUCUUCCUGAGCCUGCUCGUGGCCGACCUGUGCACGGGCGUGGCGCUCCCUUUCAUACCGCUGAUGGGACUCAACCGCGAGUUGAGCUUCAGCUCUUGCCUGGUGGCGCACAUUUUCCCAAACUUUCUCUUCCUGGCGUUUCUCCUCAACUUGGUGAUGGUCCACUACGAGCGUUACGUUUGUAUCGUGGAGCCCCUGCGCUACAGCAACUUGUGGAUGCAUCGAAGUUUCCCCCUGGCCUUGCUGUCGGCGUGGGCGCCCCCGCUCCUGUACGCGUCCCUGCCCGCUUUCGGCUGGAACAACUGGACCGGCCCGGAUCGGACCGGCUGUUGCGCACGUGGCCAAAAGUCGUCAAAUUGUUCGGCCAACGUCACCGCGUGCUGCUCGUACAGACGCGUGUUCCCCAACGCCUUCAUCUACCUGGAGGUCUACGGGCUGGUCCUGCCCGCCAUCCUCACCGUCGCCGCCAUGACGGGCCACGUCCUGUGGAUCACGCGGGGGCAACUGAAACACAUCUGCCGUCUCCAUCGUUCGGUGGAGCGCGGCCGGGCCUCGGACCGCGAGCGGCGGCUGAACGUGCGCUACGCUCGCUGCGUGGUGGCCGUGUCUCUGACCUUCCUGGCGUGCUGGCUUCCCUACCUCAUCUACAUGCACGUGUGCGUCGCCUUCUUGAUCAGCGACACCAAGUGGAAGGCCAGCACGCACGUCGUGCUCUCGUGCACCGGCAUCGGGGGCACGGCCGUGGUGCCGCUGGUGUUGGGCCUCGCCAACAGGCAGUACACGGAACCGGCGUACAAGCUGCACCGGAAACUCCGGGACAGGCUGAGGCGGAGGAUGCGGACGGCGGCCGAGUCCGCGGUCAGGGAAGAUGUCGAGUAGCUUUUGUUCGUUACAGCUGUAGGGGAAAACAAAAAACAAAAAAAGUCUAUUUAUCAAAGUAUUUGGUUUUAGGAUCAAAACAAUUGAAGAGUUCAAAUGCAAAAGCAGAAAUCUCUUUUUUUUUUUUUUUUUUUGCUGAGUAAAAUUUGUCAUUUUUUAAAAUUUCUGAUUCCAAGGACGUUCAUUUAGGGGGGGGGGGGAAGCUCUCUCAUCUCAUCUCAUCACAUCACAAAACUCCAAGAAACUAACUUUCAAAAUGUCAACAUUUUCACAUAACAACUCUUGAACGAAGGACCCUUGACCUCAUCUUAAAUGAAAUUGUGCAGCCGGUCAGUCGUCUUGUGGGUUGUCGCUGUCGUCAAGAUCGCGGGAACCCACUUGGUCGUGACCAACUUUGCAGCGAUCGGCCGUCCGCUAGCGGGCGUGGCUCGACUUUUAUGGAAAUGGCGCUCGGCGGCUUUGGCGCUUGAACUCGUCAAUUCCUCUCAAGAACUGUACGGCGGCGUUCUCAAACUGGGAUCCGCGAGCCGUAGCUCGAGAGCCUGCAAUAUAAUUUGCAAUCAAUUAUGUUGUAUCAUUUCGAAGAGUGCAUACCGACAGUGGAUAUCAAAAGUCUACACACCCCUGUCCAAAAAUGAGACCAGGAAAAAUCCUUUCAAAACCCUCUCCGCCAUUAAUGUGACCUAGAAUUUGUACAGCUCGAUGGAAUUUUUCUUUUUAUCUUUUCGAGAGGGGGAGUAGAAACAACUGAAAUGUGGUUGCACAAGUGUGCACACCCGCUAACAACUGGGGGCGUGGCCGUGUUCGGAACUAACCAAUCGUUAAAUAGGAGUUAGAACACACCCGUCACCAUUUAAAGCGCCUCUGAUUAACCUCCAAAUAACGUUCAGACGUUCUAGGAGAGGCUUUUCCUGUCGUUUUUGUCGUCACAUCUUACAGCACUACACAUAUUGAGACUGACGGCAAUUAAAAAGCAGAAAAUUAAACUGUUGACCUUCGCUUUAGGCCAAUUAAAAGCUGUGAUAUGAUCGUGAUGUAUGAUGUCUUUUUUUGUUGUUUUUUUUUUUAAACAAAAUGUGUUUCCUUCCCCCCCAAGGCAUCUUUUCCCCAGUAAAAGGUCUUCUAGUAUAAGAUUAAAGUUGGGUUUUUAACAUUCAUGUUAAAAUGUGAGGUUCUUCCCGCAUUAAAACUAAUAUAAUAUGACUUAAGCUGGGAAGAAUGCAACUUUGUUCUUGUAAGAUGACAAGUUUUUAUCCCGACAAAAUAUGAAUUGAACGUAAUUUCACACAAAAAUAGGCAACUUUUUAAUUCCGACGGCAUUCAGGGCUCCCCAUGCCCGUUUCGUUUGAUCGGCGUUAGGAUUAGGAGAAAUGUCUCCCCUGUAAGGAUUCCUUGGACCAAAAACGUUUGCAAACCGUUGCUGUGCAUUUUUGGAAUGUUUUUCAAUGACGAGACUAAGUAUGUUGUUGUUGUUUUUUUUGCAAACACUGACCUACUAGUAGUAGUCGUAGUAGUAGUAGUAGUAGUAGUAGUAGUACAGCUUGGACUGGUUGCCAAUGAACGGCAGAGCAAUUUCGAAUGGGGCAUUGGUACAUUUCACGUAGGAAAACUGUGCUCAGAAGGACAAUUAGUCCUCACCUCGUGCAGUUGAAGCUCUGAAGUCCUGUUAUUUUGGCCGCACUUGAAAUGAUUGUAACCAGUUUCUGUCUACCUCCUGCCUGCAAUGUUUACUCCUACUUUCCCCCAGAAGUGUUUAUCUAUGUACUGGAAUGCAAGCUGAGGAAGAGAAUUCAUCUACAGUGAGAAGACACAAGGAAUAACAUUGGCCUGAGUUCCAUGAAGACGUGUAUGAAGAAGCCCACGGUUAAAUCAAUAAAUACGCACAAAAAAAAAAAGGCUCAUCUUAAAUAGAAUACAAAAAAUGUUACCCUCACAUACUGCUCAAAUGUCACAAUAAGGAGUGCAAAUGUGUGCUUUGUCAAAAUAAAUCUGCAUUCAAUGAAAAAGAUGUUUGCAUCCAAAAGCAAAGGAAAUUAGAUGUUGAAAUAAAUGUGAAA
Phycodurus eques (leafy seadragon) is the source of this 3590-nucleotide messenger RNA. Its product is annotated as G-protein coupled bile acid receptor 1-like. Gene Ontology annotation, biological process: G protein-coupled receptor signaling pathway. The transcript is spliced from 3 exons. Gene Ontology annotation, cellular component: membrane. Gene Ontology annotation, molecular function: G protein-coupled bile acid receptor activity. Lineage: Eukaryota; Metazoa; Chordata; Actinopteri; Syngnathiformes; Syngnathidae. The record is from RefSeq and is a predicted model, not a curated record. Bases 358 to 1533 code for a protein of 391 amino acids.